AUGGCAGCUUCAAAACUCUGGAUUGAAGCCACAAUGGGGUCCCCCGAUAGGUACAUGAAAUUCAAGAUUCUCAGCCCCACCCAGGUAGAAGAAUUCGAAACAGCUCAGAUGCUAUCAUCGUAUUGCUUAGUUCCUUCAGUUCCAUCAUAUUCUUAUAAUGCCUACAAGUUGUAUUGUUCAGAUUCUUCAUCCUCUGCUGAAUCUUCAGAUUCUUCAUCCUCUGACUCUGACGAAGUGUUUGAUUUGAAUCAAUUUCAUGAGAAUUCUAAAGCUAAAUCAGAUGCUAAAGCUAAAUCAGAUGAGAAAAUAGCUAAGGAAGAGAAGAAGGAAGAAGAGAAAAUAGCUGAUUCACCUGUUGGCUAUUAUUCAAAAGAGGUUUUCUAUUACCAUUUGAGUGUGUUAAGGAGUGUAAUAGAUCGGGAAAGUAGCAGUGAACCUUAUGAGGGACUGAUAAUUGCUCAAUAUGACUUUAAAGAGCCUUAUUUACAAUGUUCAGACAUUGACGUCAUUGCCUUGGCUGUUAUGUGUUUGUUACUUAAAUAUGCUUAUUCUUGUCAUUUUGAUUAUGCUAAAUGCACUAUUGGCUAUAGAAUGAAAAUACCUACAGGUGAUGUUUCCUAUACGGUAGGUAGUGCAUUCUCUUUACUUGACUCUCACGGGACUGCUGCACCUACCUUUGGUUUAUAUACUAAUAUUUUGAAGUUGAUUAUGAAAAAAGCCGAAGAUUAUGGAAAAUCUCAUCUAUCAGGCCUCUUCAUAAGAGUUUAUCUGAGCGGUAAGCAGUCAAAAGCUAAAGACAUCUCUUUGACUUCCGAUCUAAUUGAUGAUACAAAACUGUGGCAAUUACUGAAUGAUGUCAAAUCAAGUGCCGGGUUUCUAGUUGUGCAGCCGGGUGAAGAUGUUGGAGCCAAGCCUGCACAUGCCUUUGAAACCUUUUAUAGUGAGGACCAUCUGCUUAUUAUGUCUGAAUUUAAAGACCGCAGUCGUCAAAUGCUGUUCAGCUUUCUUGGUCGCUUAGCCGUGGUUGCUAGAAGUAGAAAGAUUCAAAGGGUAUAUUUUCAUAAUUUAGGAUUCGAUGGGAUUCUCCUUAUGCAGUAUUACGUGUCUCUUGGGAAUAAGUACACGAUCGAGCCCCUUAUGCGCAACUCGCGACUAUAUGAGCUAGCUGUAUAUCAGGAGGGUAAACUUCUCUUCCGGCUCAGAGAUUCAUACUUGCUUCUUCCAAGUAGUCUUGCUACAUUAGCGGAGACUUUAUGUCCACAAUUAGGACCUAAAGGCUCAAUCCCAAUAGCCCCUGCAGACUUGCAAGUGUCUCAUCUGCUUCCUAUGGGCCCUCAAUUGCUGAAGUAUAUGACGCAGGAUAUUCGACUAUUAGGCGGUAUAAUGGCAAGUGCUCAAGAAAUUUAUUGGACUCAAUAUAAGGUUGAUAUAUUGGGGUGCUUAACUUUAUCAGCCCUAGCUAUGAACAUUUUUCGCAUUUCAUACUAUGAUCCGGAGAGCUGGCCUAUACAUAUCCCAAGUCGGAACGAGGAUGCUUUCAUCAGACGCGGCUACUAUGGUGGCCAUGCUGAUACAUAUAUUCCCUAUGGUGAGGACUUGUACUACUAUGAUGUCAAUUCUUUAUACCCUUUCAUUAUGAAAACCUAUGAUAUGCCAGGUGGUAAGCCUGUCUGGCAUGGUAAUUUAGAAGGCCGUGAGUUGUCAACCUUGUACGGAUUUAUAGAAGCUUAUGUAGUGUGCCCCCCUACCAUUAAGCGCCCUUUCUUGCCAUAUCGCGAUGAGAAUGAGACUUUGCUCUUUCCAACAGGAAAAUUCGUAGGUGUCUACUAUAGCGAAGAGCUAAUUUAUGCACGUGAGUUGGGUUACACAAUUGUACCACUGCGCGGCUAUUUGUUUAAUAAGAAGCCCAGUCCCUUUGAAGGCUUUGUCUCAUCGAUCUUCGGGAAACGCAAAGAAGCAAAGAAAAAGGGCGAUGAAGCAAUGUCUUUUGGCUACAAAAUACUGAUGAACUCACUAUAUGGCCGAGAUUCGUAUGAGUAUUGGAUCAAGAAGGAUAAUUUCAUCUUUGGGGAUCGCCUGGGGGACCAUUACUAUAUAGUCAAUUAUGUCAGCAAUGCCGCCAACGCCCCUGACUCGGAGUGGAUUCCACCCAAGAUAUCGGCGGUUCAAUUGUCUGCUGCUAUUAGUGCUUGCUCCCGUAUCCACAUGUACAAGUACAUUUCGCGCGAGGACUGCUAUUAUACUGAUACUGACUCAGCAAUUUUAGGCAAUCCUCUGCCCGACGAAGAAGUAUCAAAUCUUGAAUUGGGCAAGCUGAAGAUAGAGCACAAAGUAAAGAAAGGGCACUUCUUAGCGCCUAAGAGCUAUUCCCUAGAAACGGAAGAGUCAGGCGACGUAAUCAGGCACAAGGGUCCGGCUAAAAAAAUGGUCAAUCGCGGCUGGUUUGAGGGGCAAUUCGCGGAUCUGGCCCGAACGCAGAAUAUAACAGUCGAAUCCCACUUCCGGGUAGAUUGGCACACGCUUAAUAUCGCAAUAAAGAAAUACCAAGUCAGUCUAGGUAGCAAAAUAGGCACCAAAAGGGAACCGGUAUUUGAUGAAAACGGUGCUUGGAUUGACACAAAACCAAAACAUGUAAUAGAUUUAGGUGGGCAAGAGAGCGAGGUGCUAAAACUCGAAUUGAAGAUGCUCAAAUCUGAGUUUCAAAAGAAAGAGAUCGAAUAUCAGCAUCAGAUUGCUAAUCUUAGUGAGAAUCUAAGUCAAGAAAAGGAUCAGAAUUCUAAGAUUAUUGCUAGUCUUGAGGAGGAACUUCAGCAACUAAGAGAAGAGAUGAAAGCCAAGGCUCUUCUUACUGAAGAAAAAAUGGGUAGCCCUAAAUCCACAGAGCCGGUCGAGCCUCCUACUUUUUACGACCAACCGCAUAAGAAAGCCAAGAAAGGCCAGGGUCAAACGCCUUUGGCUAAGAAACCGCCAUGA
Cornus florida is the source of this 2973-nucleotide messenger RNA. Its product is annotated as DNA polymerase-like. NCBI's taxonomy places the organism in Eukaryota, Viridiplantae, Streptophyta, Magnoliopsida, Cornales, Cornaceae. The record is from RefSeq and is a predicted model, not a curated record. Gene Ontology annotation, biological process: DNA replication. Bases 1 to 2973 code for a protein of 990 amino acids. Gene Ontology annotation, molecular function: nucleotide binding; DNA-directed DNA polymerase activity; DNA binding. The transcript is spliced from 4 exons.